Messenger RNA from Fusarium verticillioides 7600, 3753 nucleotides. RefSeq lists its product as hypothetical. NCBI's taxonomy places the organism in Eukaryota, Fungi, Ascomycota, Sordariomycetes, Hypocreales, Nectriaceae. The coding region runs from base 1 to 3753 and encodes 1250 amino acids. Gene Ontology annotation, molecular function: protein binding. The record is from RefSeq and is a predicted model, not a curated record. The transcript is spliced from 3 exons.
AUGAAGCAGCUUUUGAAGCUCAAGCAGAAACUGCGGUCCUCGGACUCAGCCAAUGGACAAUCAUCUAGGCCAUCGUCUGUACCCUCAACAACUUCAACUAGCCAGAUCGCGACUCCAUCAUGCCAUCAAUCUACUGGAUCUUCUUUGACCGUACCAGACGAGGGCUCUCCGGCUCCUACGCCAACAUCCACGGAAACAAACGAGGCAGCAACUGUUUCCCCGCCCUCACUUGAACCAGAAAACGCUGUUCGGAGUGUACCUGAGCGACUGUGGAACAAAGCCUACGACAUUCUCGAAGAGAAAGAACCCGAAGUCGUCAAAAGCUACCAGGAAAUCUUGCAACUGGUGCAGCAUGAGUGGACUGAUACAACGGCUCCCGAGGAGCUCCAGGCCCUGGAACAUUGUAAGACUGUUAAAUCCCGCCAGAUGUGGAGAUUGGUCUAUUCCGGCCUUGAGAAGUCUAAGCGGCAGGCUAAACUCAAGGAGAGUGUGUCAAAUAUCAUCGAGACUAUCGAAAAUCUCAAAGGAGUAGUGGAUAAGGCAGUGAAAUACUCCUCUGAGGCCGCGAUUGCGUGGGCGGGUGUCACUCUAGGCUUGGAGAUCCUUUCCAAUCCGAUGAAGGAACCAGGACUCAAUCGAAAAGGCAUCGCCUAUGUCUUGUCACGAAUGGAGUGGUAUUGGAAUCUGGUUGAGUUGGUCCUACAGGACAACUCCAGCGCUCCAUCUGCCACGUUGAGAACCAACCUGGAAACUCAAAUCAUUGACUUUUAUAAGAAGCUUCUGUUGUUUCAGAUGAAAAGCGCUUGUCUCUAUUACCGCAAUUGGGCAGGUGUUAUUCUACGAGAUGCAGUCAAGCUUGAUGAUUGGGCGGGGGAGCUCAACACCAUCAAAGAUGCAGAACGGCUCAUUCAGAAGGACAUUGAACAGUACGACAACCAGGAUAUCCGGUUGAAGCUAGGCACGAUCGAAACAUCUUCAGUAGACCAAGCUGAGUCGCUGGAAACUAUCUGCAAGAUUCUGCGAGAGGAGGCCCGAUUGAAAGAAAAGAACGCGCAAGAUGACAAAGACAGGGAUUGUCUGGCCGCUUUGUUGAUCACAGACCCCCGUAAGGACAAGAAACGGAUCCAAAGUCAGAAGGGCGAUCCACUCAAGGACUCAUAUGAAUGGAUCUUGAAGAGUGACGCCUAUCAGACACUCAUCGACAAUUCAUCAAGUCGAAUCUUAUGGAUCAAUGGACCGCCCGGAAAAGGUAAAACGAUGUUACUUUGUGGGAUCAUCGAUGAACUGCAAAAGAGUCUAAGGCCUAUCUCUUUCUUCCUUUGUCAAGCGAACGUCAAAGAAGAGGACCUGUCUAGCGAUAUUGCUGUCCUGAGAGGGUUGAUCUAUGUUCUUCUUGAACAUCAACCGUCCCUCAUAUCAGCGAUUCGCCCAAGCUAUGACAAGCAAAAAGACAGGCCGUUCAACAGUAUCAAUAGCAGUGAGCUUCUUGGGGAUAUUUUAACCACCAUGCUACAAGAUCCGAGUCUAAAUGACGCGAUCUUACUCGUGGAUGCUCUGGACGAGUGCACAAUCAACAGGUCCAAGCUCAUAAAACUCAUCGCGGACCUAUCUGAGUCCUGUAACACCAAGUGGAUCGUCUCGAGUCGCGACUGGCCUGAGAUCCAGCAAGAACUCGCAGAUGCGACGGGUUUGAUCUGCCUUGACCUUGAACAAGAGCAUGAGCCGGUGUCCCAAGCUGUCAAGUCAUAUAUUCGCAAGAAGGUGGAUGAUCUCGCCAAGACGAAGUGGAAGAAUGACUCGGAGUUGAAAGACAAGGUCUUCGAUUAUAUGCAGUCCCACGCUGAUGAUACGUUCCUUUGGGUAGCCUUGGUCUGCGAAAGACUUGCUAACUCUAGUAUCAGAAAGCGUUUGGUCAUGGAAGAACUUGUGAAGUUUCCAACGAGCCUUGUAGCUCUUUACCAGGCUAUGCUGGACCGAAUAACAAAUUCGCCUGAGGCUGAUCGGCUGAAACAGAUCCUAGCCUUGGUUUGCAUUGUUUACCGCCCUCUCUCAUCGGCUGAGAUCCCGACACUUGUGGAAUUCAUGGAUGAUUACGAUGAAGAAGAUGUGGAAGACGUAAUAGCCUCUUGUGGUUCCUUCUUGACACUGCAGAAUGGGGAGAUAUUCUUUGUACAUCAAUCAGCCAAGGAGUUUCUCCUCGAUCAAGGCCACAGAAUCCUUUUCCCCCAUGGAACAAAACACAAGCAUGCGUAUAUCUUCUGUCGAUCGGUUGAGGGCAUGCAGAAUACCCUCAGACAAGAUAUCUACGAACUUGGUUCGCCCGGCACCCUCAACCCGGUUGAAGUCCCAAGUCCUGACCCGUUGUGUGCUAUCAAAUAUUCAUGUGUAUAUUGGGUGCAGCACCUUUGCAAGUCAGAAUUCAUGCAGGGCCCGGACCUCUCGAGACUCAAAAGAGUGUCCAUAUUCCUUCGUUCGAAAUUCACAAAUUGGUUGGAGGCACUUAGUCUCUUGGGAGAAUUAUCUACUGCGAUUGCAAGUAUACUCCUUCUGAAAACCACGCUCGCCGACAUUCCAAUGCAGGAGCUUACCGAUUUUAUUCAUGAUGCUCAUCGGUUUAUCUACUAUCACAAACCCGCUAUCGAAAUCGCUCCCCUUCAGGUUUACUGCUCGGCACUCAUAUUUAGCCCCAAGAGUAGUGUUGUUCGCCAAAGUUUCUGCUACCAGACACCUGAGUGGAUCAUUGGCAAGCCACAGAUGGGACGGCAAUGGGAUCGUAACAUACAAACAAUUUAUACUCGCCCUGGUGCACAUCACGCCACUUACUCUCCUGAUGGCUGCUACCUAGCUGUUUCACAUUCUACUGGUUUUGAUAUCUACGAGACACUUUCAGGUGAUUUGAUCCGUCAAGAGGAGAGCCGCCUGUUUUGUCCUGCGACAGUAUACUCUCCAGAUGGGCAAUUUCUAUGCUGUUCAUGUUAUGGAAGCGUCCUUAUCUUUAGUGCGUCAACGCUUGGUUUGGUGCGGAAACUAGAGCAUAAGGCAAAGCACUGCUUCUUCCUGCCAGACGGCAACAGUAUUGCACUUGUGCACAACGGAGAUGUUGCUGUCUUUAACUGGAAGACUGGUAAAGCACUCUCUGUUCUCGACCAGAUUAUUCAAGAGAAUAGCAACAUAGCCGUACUGACCGCAACACACAUUGUCGGAAUCUCUCCAACUGCAACAGAGGUUCAGAUCUGGAAUAUAUUCACUGGCGAGUGCAAUCUUAAUCUAUCUUGGUAUAUUGGACAGAUUAAUUCAGUGGCCUGCUCAGUAGAUGGGCAGCAGAUUGCAGCAGCCUCAGCAGACCGUAUUCGACUCUGGCACUUAGAUAAUACGCUAGGCUGGGUCCAGAAACACGACUUGUACAAUGAGGAUUACGCUUGGUGUCUCACAUUCUCAGGAAAUAGCCGUAUGCUAAUCUCAGGCUCGCUUGACAACUUGAUCAGGGUCUGGGAUGAGACUGGAGGCCGUGUUAAAGUACUCAAGGGGCACUCUCGGCCAAUUAAGUUUCUAUCAGUAUGUGGAAACCAGCUGGCAUCUGGAAGCCGGGAUAAUACUCUUAAGCUUUGGGACUUGUCUGAUAUUGUGUCGAACCAACUCAGGCAGAAACAGCUAUCACCAGUUCAGACAUGCGAUUAUCCAUCUCAAGCAUCUCUGGAAAGCUCUUAUCCUGACGAAGGUCUUGGGGUUGACAGCCCUUCUAUUUUCUCCUAG